Messenger RNA from Nezara viridula (southern green stink bug), 1437 nucleotides. NCBI's taxonomy places the organism in Eukaryota, Metazoa, Arthropoda, Insecta, Hemiptera, Pentatomidae. The record is from the annotation of a GenBank genome assembly.
AUGAGUGCACGCCAGUUAGCUGGCUCGAGUGAACUGUCGGAUCAGGCCGUUUUGUCAAAACUGCUGAAGAGAAAGGUAAGAUCCACUUCAAGUAUUUCAUCGAAAGACGGGACAAAUGAGAAAAAGAGAGCGAGUUCAAACAAUUCUGUGAUAAAAACAACAUCAAAAAAUCCUAACCAAAAGCAAACAUAUGUUAAUUCACAUAACCUCCCUAACUCCACGAAUACUGAAAUGAAUACUUUAAUUAUUGAAAAUAAUAACUCUGCGACCCAUAUCAUUGAAUCUAUACUAGAACAUGAUGCUAACAACACUGGAGUACCAGAAAAUGUUGUUCAGAGUUCAAAUGCAACAAAUACACCAUCAACAAUAAAUAGUAUCCCUAACGUUCCGGUCAGUAAUAGGUUUGAACCUCUUUCUACGGAAAUGGAAGACGAACCUGACGAAACAAUAGUUACUCAUCAACCACCUCCAAUUAAAAUAAAAGGCAUAACAAACUUCCAAACUCUCUGCACGAAUUUAGUAAGCCUUUUAGGAGAAAAUAAUUUUGAAUAGGCGGAACACGACCGACUUACUUACACCGUCCCUAUCUCGCAAAAACUACACAACACGACUUACGCACAGGCAACGUGUACUAAAACUACAUAUCACAACACAACACCACAAUUCACAACUGCUCAAACAACGAGUGUAACUCCUCACUACGCAAUCUCUCACAAUAUAGCUCCUCAUCAUACAACUCAAAUUACAAAUCCCAAAACUUCAAAUGAAUCUUCUCGUUAUGUAAUCCCUCACAAUAUCAUUCCUCAUCAUGUAGCUCCUCAAAUUACAAAUCCCCAAACUUCAAAUAUAUCUCCUCACAAUACCAUUCCUCAUCAUACGACUCCUCAAAUUACAGAUCCUCGAACUCCAAAUAUAUCUCCUCAAUACACUACUUCUCAUACUACAAGUAUAACUCCUCAGCACUCAAUAAACCAAACGAGUAUAAUCCCUGACCGUUCAGUACCUCAUUAUACCCAAUCUCAAUACAUACCGAUGAAUGGACCAGUUGCCUCACGAUCAUUCAGCGCCGCCAUUACCGGAUCUCAUUACCACUACGCAUUUGCAUUUCACUGGUUCGGUCCUAUAGUCCUCAAGCGGGAUGAGCAUCUUCUCAUCGCGGCUAACAGAUGUAACAUUAUGGCCGCAAGAUUUGUGUCUCGCAUAAAAAACGAAAACCGCCAUUCCAAACCUACCCCAAACCUCCGGCCGCCUCCUGGUCGGUCCCGUUAUCUUCUCUUCCGCCUCCUUGGAGAUCGUCCCUCUCCGCCACUUUUAUCUCUAAAAAAACAACAAGGAGUGCGGUCUCCAAAGGAGGGCGGACAUGUUCUUGGGGGACAUGGCAUCAUAACCACUCUCAUUCUGGGCUCCUGGUCUUAUGCAUUUUGGCAAGACCAUUAA